AUGUGGGAGAGACUUAGUCGCAAUACUCUCGACGGCCGUGGACUUCAGAACUCAGAAGUGAACCUUUUUAUUUUAUUACGUAACCAGAGGUACUCUUUCAGAGUACCCGCCCUAGCCCAAAAGGGGAGGCACUCACUCGAUCAAACGACGUUUUAGCGAACGUCGGCGUUUCACCGAGUGCCACUUCCGACGCAAAGCGGCGUUUAGGCAAGUUUACGGGUGGGUCAAGUGGGUUAACAUUUUUGUAAUGAGCCGCCGGAAAAUUUGGGCUCUUGUUUACCUGACCCCUAAAUGAGUUAUCCUGGUUAUCCAGCGACAGAAAUGUAGAAAAGGAAGAAGCCGCCAAAAUUGCAAGGUAGGUGACGCGAGCCACCGCCCAUUAGAAUGCGUAUGACCAUGCUCCUUCAUCCACUCGUCUAUCCGCGACCCCGCCGCAAAACAUGGCAGCCAAAAAAAUGGCCGCUUCCACGGUCGUCCAGCGAAACCUGCCGUACCUCCGACAACAGCUCCUGGCCGCCCUGCAGACCUGCAGCGUGGUGGUACGCGUGCUCAGCCUGGCCCUAUUCCUCUGCUAUUUCCUCUCGUUCAGCCGCGCCGCGUCCCUGGCCGUCUGCGUCACGCCGGGAUACAUCAUCCCGCCGAGCUUCUGGAUAUGGACCGCCUUCACGCACGCCUUCUUCGAGAACCGAAUUUGGAUGGUCCUGGCGGACAUCAUAACCGUCGGGCUGUGCGGCAAGCUUAUCGAACCCUUAUGGGGCGCCAUCGAGAUGCUCACGUUCUUCGCCAUCGUGAACACGUCGGUGGCGGCGGCUUCGGUGGCCUACUACAUCUUCCUCUACUCGCUUACUUGGAACCCGGACUACCUGUUCGCGGUCCACAUCCACGGACUGGCGGGCUACUGCGCGGGUGUCAUGGUGGCCGUUAAGCAGAUUAUGCCCGACCACGUCCUGGUGUCGCUGCCCUUCGGCAAGCUGAGGAACCGUAACGUGCCCCUGACCGUGCUCCUGUUCACCGUAGUGUUUUGGGCGUGCGGCGUCUUGCGAGGCACCUACCCGGUCAUGUUUACGUCGGGCGUGCUGUCUUCCUGGGUCUACCUGAGGUUCUACCAGUAUCACAGCAACGGGAGCAAGGGGGACAUGGCGGAUCACUUCACCUUCGCCAGCUUCUUCCCCAACGUGCUACAGCCUCCGAUCGCCCUGGUGAGCAACCUCAUCUUCAACUUCUUUGUCAAGAUCAAGCUGUGCAGGAAGCCACCCCGCAAGUACAACCUGGCCAGCGGGGCGUCCUCAACGGUCACCAUCAGCCUACCCGGUACGGAUCCGCAAGACGCAGAGAGGCGGAGGCAAAUAGCGCUCCGUGCCCUGAGCGAGCGACUGACCAAAGUGGAACAGCAAUGGCCGCUACUCUCGGACGAAGAGCAGUCGUCCACCGCAAGCAGUGGCAGCACGGCGCCCUCUCUCGGCACGCCGCUGCACCACCAGAAAGGCGGCGCGGGUGAGGGUGCAACGACGGCGUCGCCGCCAUUGCAAGUUGCCAUCUCGAUGCCGGGCGCCACAUCUGCCCCUGGCGCAAGCACGUCGCACGAGACACUAAAAAACGUCGCUUCUCCCGGCCUCGCGUGACGGCCGACGGUAGCCACUGCGCAACCUCCACACCGUGGGGACACGGAAUUGUUGCCGUUGUUGUGGGACCCAUGAGGACUCCGGAAGAAGUCACUUCCCACGUUGAUCGUUGAUUGUUUUCUCACCACCUAGGGGAGAAGCAGGGGUAAACAAACCUAACGAAAAAAGGUGACAACCCCUUUCAAGGGGAUCACCAUUUCUUUUUUUUUUUUGCGUGCGCGUGAAAUUUUUAAAACAUUUUUUUUUCUAUUUAAACAGUUGUGGUUCAACGGUGCGCAAGACCGAGCAGUAACCCGAGUUUCAUGGCAUCCUGGAGUAAUUGCGAGGUGGCCAACGCGAUUUUGGGUAGCAGGCGAAGCGCCGUCCACCAUCGUGCGGAGUGACUUUGGCGUGUUACGAUUGUGUGCGUGGCGAAGAUAUAUCUGUGCAACUCUGUUUACUUGGGUCUGUGAGUGGAUGGGGGCAUCAUAGAAGUUGAGUUUUGUAAUUUGGCACUGCACAUCGGAAGUCUGAAUUUUUCCUUUCUUUUCUGUGGAUUCUAAUAUAUAUAUAUAUAAAUAUAAACAUGCUUAUAUAAUUGUUUUAGCAGGGCAUCUGUCAGCCUGGCAUUGCAAAUACUGCAGGUUCUUUUUUUUUCUUGUGCACAUUGGUUUAGGAUUUUGGGAAAGAGGGCACAGCUCCAUCGUCAUGCAUCUGUACAUAUUUCGAGGCUGCUUCCUUCCUCGUGUCUUUGUUUUCCGGGAAGAGCGUUCCAUGUACAGAUAUCCUGUAUUUAAGUGUCGCCUCAUCGAAUAAAGGCUGCAAGCGUUUCCAGCAGUAA
Messenger RNA from Ixodes scapularis (black-legged tick), 2442 nucleotides. RefSeq names its product transmembrane protein 115. The record is from RefSeq and is a predicted model, not a curated record. The coding region runs from base 441 to 1622 and encodes 393 amino acids. Gene Ontology annotation, biological process: retrograde vesicle-mediated transport, Golgi to endoplasmic reticulum. NCBI's taxonomy places the organism in Eukaryota, Metazoa, Arthropoda, Arachnida, Ixodida, Ixodidae. The transcript has 3 exons. Gene Ontology annotation, cellular component: Golgi apparatus; membrane.